AAAUAAUUUCAGAAAAAUUUUUUUGACAAAAUUGUAAUAAAAGCACGAUUUUAGGUCUGCAUAGCAUGGAAUGCAUCAAAAUGAAUGAUCGGUCAAUCACGCACCUGAAAGGACAACAAGAAUGGUGGCGCACAACUGAUAAAUAGCUAUGGAGUCUGAUCAUCGAAGGUGGUACCUGAAUGAUGCGUUAUCCUAUGCAGUUGACACAAGCAACAUUGACAGUGUAAAAGAACUGAUAUCAGUUGGAGCUGAUGUCAACCAUUUGUGUAAUGAUCGAGGUCAUGUCCUGGCUUUUGAUGCCAUACAGAAUCAUGGGACAGAUAUUUUAAAGGUCCUUCUUGAGGCUGGUACGAGUGUUGAUGUGAUAGGUGAGACAGGAGGACAUGAUUAUGAGACACUUCUUUGUCUUGCUAGUGCACUUGGCUUUGUCGAUAUUGUUGAACUACUGUUGAGAUUCCACGCAGAUGUCAAUGGAGCAACUGACACGAGCGCCCUUCACAAGGCCAGCAUCAAUGGACAUUUGGAUGUUGCUAAAAUACUAAUAGAAAAUAACGCUAACAUUGAAUUCUUAGACUGUUUUCGCCGGACGCCACUCUACUGUGCUUUCAGCUGCAAGUCAGUUAAAGUUGCACGACUUCUCAUUGCUCACGGGGCUGAUGUCAACUUUGAAUACAAUAGCAAUGCCUUCUUGAAUACCAACACACAAAAAUUAUUAACUGUGGCAAGUGAUGCCAAUAGUACAGAAUUGGUUGAUUUGCUUCUUGAAAAUGGCUACCCAGUCUCAAUCUGGACUGAGUCGGAUGAAGAUUCUGAAAUGGACACCGAGACGGAUUUGACUGAUGAAGAUGAUGAAUGGAGAGAGGAUAAUGGACAGGUUGGUGAGGGGACGAGGUCAUGUGGUGACAGAAAUUUACAUAAUUUGUACAUGUACUUUGAUGCGAAAUGGGAUGUGACACGGCACUUCAUGCUCAAAGAUAUUCACUUUUGUCCCGUUCCUAGACUUCAUAAGAUCUUUCUGAAGGGAGAUAUGAAUGAGAUUAAUGCCCUGUUUGAUGAUCCAUCAAUCCAUGCAUCCGAUAUACGUCGCCUCGACAGAACCAGAAAGUCUGUUUUCCACUAUGCAUUUGCAAACGGUGAACCAGAAGUAGUUGAAAAAUGCAUUUUACUUGCGUCCCGUUUUGGUGUAAAAUCAUAUGGUUUCAAGCCACUCUUCUUUGCUGCGAAACACGGAUAUGUGGAAAUCGUGGAAUGCCUCGUAAAACUUGGCCUUCCACUCCACAAGGGUGACAGCAGCACACAGGAAACCCCGCUUCAUAUUGCCUGUUGCAAUGGACACAACUCGGUGAUUAAAAAACUUGUGGAAUAUGGUGCUGAUGUGAAUGCUCUGAAUAAUGAUGGUUACAAUAGUUUGAGUCUUGUGACAGAGAAUGGUAAUGUGUCCAUGGUCAGGUUCCUCCUGCAACACGGUGCUAAGGUAAUUCCUGAUAAUAUCAUUGGUUGGAGUGGGUGGACGGUGCUUCAUAAAGCAGCAAACUUAAAACACAAAAAUAAUGUAGAGGUUAUGGAAGUUUUGUUGGCACAUUCUCCCAGGCUUGUCAAUGUGCCCGGCAAAUACCAGCGGGACACGCCACUCCAUGUAACCUGUUUUAACGGUGUAGCUGGGGUGGCUGAAUGCUUAAUCCGUCACGGGGCGGACAUUGGCGCCCUUGAUUAUCGAGGUAACACAUCUCUUCAUCUGGCUUGUACCAACCGCCAUCCUGAUAUCGUGUCCCUCCUCAUUCAACAAGGUGCUGAAUUGAACAUAGGAAAUGUGGAUGGUUUGACGCCGUUGGUCUGUGCCGUGGACAGAUUCUGUGAGUAUCCAGUUGAGCUUGAUGUGUCCCGAAUAGUGAUGACUCUGUUGGAUAAUGGAGGAUCUCUCUUCAGCAGUUCUGGUCCAAAAAAACUGACCUGUCACUUUGACAUGCUUUAUAGUUUGUAUGUCAAAAAUGUUUUUAUCUUCGUGACUUUUAUGCAAUUGAGUGCUGGGGUUAUGGGCAAUCUUAAGGUCAAUGUGAGUAACAUGCUUAACCAUAAUGAUCUAGAUUCAGUCCACCUUGUGCAAAAUUGUGGUCACCAACUAUAUCUAUCACCAGAUGUCCUCAGCAAUCCAGACUUUGUUGAAAAAUUCAAUGCCAUUCAGAAUUCACCUCUCUCGCUAAAUUCAAUGUGUAUUCAUAGCAUUCGGAGAUUGCUGCGUCGUCACAAAGGAAGUCUUGUGAAGCUGAUAAGUGUCCUUCCUGUUGCCCCGGGCCUGAAAACCAUGUUGACAUUUCCUGAUAGUCUACAUGCCUGUGACAUGGCGCCAGUGGCUAAACUUCUCUAUUACAUGUGUUCAAUAUCGCUGUGACACUGCUGCGUGAUAUUAGUCGGGCUGUGUGCAUUCUUGUAAGGGAAUAUUAAUCUAAAGACUUGCAGAAAACAAAGUGACUCGCCCAUGUUACAGGAUGUGAUUGUGUCAAAACAAUGGUACGUGCACUUGCAGUUGUAGCUUUUGCUUUUCACUUUUAAUACAUGUGAAAAUGCACUUAGCAAUUUACAUGCUUUUAAAAUUGUGUUAAUUCAAUAAUUGGUGCAUUAUUCCAGUUCUUUGUAUGUUCAUAUUCAUGAACUUUAGAAGA
Molecule: messenger RNA, 2660 nt
Organism: Lineus longissimus
Lineage: Eukaryota; Metazoa; Nemertea; Pilidiophora; Heteronemertea; Lineidae
Product: ankyrin-1-like
Exons: 2
Coding region: 149-2389 (746 amino acids)
Molecular function (GO): protein binding
Source: RefSeq, a predicted model, not a curated record